Messenger RNA from Blepharisma stoltei, 6628 nucleotides. Lineage: Eukaryota; Ciliophora; Heterotrichea; Heterotrichida; Blepharismidae. The record is from the annotation of a GenBank genome assembly.
AUGUCUCUUCUGACAAGGCCAGUUGAAGAGCUCUUAAGAUAUAUCUUGACAAGAAUCCAUGGAGGAUUGCUAUUAGGAGAGCUAGAUCACAAUCAUUUUCAGGCUAAAGUAACUGAUGGAAUUUAUAUAAACCAUGCUAAAUUAAUUUAAAAUUAUUAUAUAUUUAUUUAAAAUAAAUAAAGGUUAAUUUAGGUAAAUAUAUUAUCUGAUCUAAAUCUUAACCCGCAUUCAAUUAAUCAAAAUCUUGCAGAAAGUAUUGUACAUCUUACUAAAGCACGGAUAUCAAGCAUACAUAUUCUUACUUACUUACUUAGUUACAUAGUUUUUAAGGUGUCUAGUGCCCACACCCCUUAAUGAAAAAGGGUCAAAGCGACAACUAGUGACGUCACCAAGCCAUCUUGGAAUAUGUGGUCAGCCCACACCCAAGCCUUCUAUAAGGCUAGUCGCCAGAUAAAUCGCCGCACAUCUCACCCGGCGCGUUGCCGUCGCUCGUCCAGACUCAGCUCCUGCGCGUGUUCCCGCCUAAGGGUCAUCCUCCCGUGGGGACGUGCUGAGAGGUAAAACUCCGAAAUCUUGAGUGCACUGAGGAGUCGUGCCUUUGGUUAUCCCCAAAGUUAAACGACUAUUGCUGUGCAGAAGUUCUCGAGAGAAAACCCAACCCCAUAAAUAAAAUUCCAUGAGGGAGAGAAAAUUGGCAGAGCCAAUUUCUCUCGAACCGAAUGCCAUUUUAUUUAUCCAAGCAUACAUAUUCACUUUCCUUCUAUCAUCAACAUUAUGGGCGGGCCUAUAUCGGUACAAAUCCGUGAGGUUUUAAUCGAACUUUGCAGUGCUGGGGACUCUGGGUUUAGUGUAAUAAAAAAUAUUCCUAGUAUUGCUCCUACUGAAUGUGAAGAAGAACAAGGAGUCACAUUAAUGACAAAAGCAAUAGGAAAUUUGUUAUCAAAUAUCAUAUUUGAGAUAAGUGUAGUAAAAAUAAGAGUUAGAGCUAGGCCAGAAGACCCGGAUUAUGUAUAGAAUUUAUAAUAAAUAAUGAUUUAUUAUAAAUUUAUGAUGUUUUUAUAUAAAUUAAGAUAAUGGCAUACAAUUUAUGAUACCAAGAAUUACUUUGACUGACGUUAAUAAAGAAGGAUCAAUCAGCAUACAGAAAUUAUUGAGAAUUGGAGGAAUUAGAAUUAGCAUGAUGAAAGGAGAAAGAGAAAUUUAUGAUCCUAGUGAUUAUUCUAAUAUAUGUGUAUUGGAAAAUGAGAUUGAAGCUAGAAUUGUGAUCUCUAAAGAGAUGCUAUUUGUGGAUUGCAUUAUGGAUGCUAUAAAUGUACUCAUGAGCCCUGAGCAGCUAAGAAUUGUAUUAAAUAUUUUGAUGAAUUUAAGGAAAAGCGACUUAAUUGAACAUAAAUAAAAUGGUAUUCGGUUCGAAGGAAAUUAGCUCUGCUAGCUCUCUCCUCAUGGAAUUUAUUUAUGACGCUUGGCUUUAUCUAGAGAACUUCUUCAUAGCAACAGCGGUUUAACUUUGGGGAUAGCCAGAGGAGCUGCUCUAAAGUACAACCAGAGGGCUCAGGAUUUCACCAUUUAGCGCAUCAGAAGAGGAUUACCCUUACUCCCCCCCCCCCCUCCGUGAGCGAACAAAAAAAUUUUGUUCGCUCACGGAGGGGGGUUAAUUUUUUUUUUUAAAAAAAAAUUUUAUAUAUAAAUUUUAUAAAAAAUAUUUUUUUUCGAAAUUUAAAAAAAAAUCCUAAUUUGCAAAAAUUUGGGAAGCAAAUAUUAAUUUAAUUUGCAAAAUUUAUGUUUUAAAACGCAAUUUGUUUAAAAUUAAACAGAAUUAGCUCUAGAUUUCAUUAUACUAAUUAUCACUUAUAUAUCAAAAUUUUUUUCCAUUAAAAUUUUUUCUAUUAAAAAAAUUUUUGUUCACUCACGGAGGGUGGGUUUUUGGUCAAAAAAUGGCGAUUUUUCUAAUGGUUUUGUUCGCUCACGGAGGGGGGGGGGGAGUUUAGGCGAAUUAUGUGCAGGAGCUGAGUCAGGCAAUAGCGACAGAAUCGCAUCGGGUAAGAAGUGCUGGCCAGUUAUUUGAGAUAGUCCGACCUUUUGGGAUGGAGAUACUUGUAACGCCACUAUUUUGGCUUUGUCCCUUGGGUGUGAGUGUGGCAUUAGACACCUUAAAUAUUUAUAUUAAUGCUAUGUAUAUAACUUAAUUGAACAUGUUGGGAAAAGUUUUUUAGAGGAAGCUUAUGAAGAAUUUGAAGAAGAAAUCAAAGAAAGCGCUCAGUCACCGAUAAUGAGUCACAAUCAAGAGAAAACUGUCAAAUUUCAAUUAAAAUCUUUAGUUGUGGGGCUGCUAUGUGAUGAAACUAUUCCUUUUAGAAAAAAAUGAGAAUAUUCAGACGGGCCUUAUCCAGCACUGCCUGAGUCACAUUUUUUGUUAAAAAUUGGGAAUAUUAAAUUUGUAGCUUCCCACAACAUGUCGCUUAUCCCACUUUCAUAAUGAGUAAAACCAUUUGAAAAAAUCCUAACAUUUUGAGGAAAUUACUCAUUGAGUAAUAAAUUUUAUAUUUAAAUUUUAAUUCAAAAUGUUUAAGACCAAAAAAAUUAUGCUUAAAAAAUUAUAAGGGAGGUUAGGAUUAAAGACGGAUUUUUAAAAUAUUUUCAUCUUGCCAAUACACAAGCUCUUGAAUCCUCCUCAAUUUAUCAAUCAGCACGACAAUCAUUUUUCCCUGACUUCUUUAUGGGAAAAAACCCAAACUCCGGCUUUUGGGCUGCAGAUAUAAACACUCAGCAUUUUUGUACUAAAAAUAUCAUAUAUUUUCACAAGUCCGCAAGAGAUAUUCCUAUGUCUCCAGGUGUUAUAUUAAAGCAAACAAAAGAAGAUAUUGAAAUAAAAAUUAACCGAAAUGACAUAUAUGCUAAAAUUGCUAUGACACGUAUAAAUUUAGACACAAUUACAAUUUUUAGGCUAAAGCAGCUACAAUCCCUCUUUGAAAAUCACCAUAGAAACCACUCACAGUCCUCUAAAACUCUAGUUAUAGAAAUUCCUAUGAUUUUCUGUGAAUACCAAAAUAACGAAUUUUCAGGGCCAAUCAAUGAGAUGUGCUGCUGCAACGAAAAAUAUUGAAAAAUCACGACUGAGCUCAAACUGGUGAAAAUCAUCAAAAAAGAAAAAUUAGAAGUAAAUUUAGCAGAAGCUAUCAUAAAUAUUUUGAAGGAUAAUGAAAUCUUAAAUAUCGUAAGAAUUUAUCAUAUUAAAUUUGAUAGGCAGCUUCAAGAAGAAAACCAUGAAGAAGUGCUAGAAGAGCAUAAAGAAAACCCUUCUAUGAGAUAUUAUAUUCCUCGCCAAGGAACAGUUGUGAUUACUAAAAAUGUAAAAACUUCUGAGCCUUAUUCAUCAAUUGCUGAGGAUUCCUUUGUUUUUGAGCCUCUCUCAAGAAGCAUGCUACAAGAAGAUUUAUGAAAAGGCCGUGCAAAUUAUUUAAACUCUAUCGUUUCUACAUCAAUAGAAAUUUUUGUAGACUCAAAUAGCUUAUUAUUAUUAAGCCAAUUAAUACCAAUCAGUGAUAAAAAGCCAUCAUUUGAUAAAAAAGAAUCAUGGAAUAUCCAAAUCAGAGAAAUUGCUUUAAAUUUGUGCUCAAACAAUGCACAUGUUAAUUGAAAUUAUCCUCAGCCUAAUUCAAUGCAAUCAUGCUAUACUCUUGAUGCAAGCGUAACCAAAACAAUUGAUCCUAUUGUUGGCUGCCGGAUUCCGACAGUUUCAGUGAAAUUUAAAGAAAUUGAAAUUUUUCUGCUAAAAAAUUGUGUGUCUGGGAAAGAAAUUUAUUUUAGCACUGAAGUAAAAUCUCUUGAUGGGUAUUAUGGAGAUAGUAACCUUAUUUAUUCAAUUGAUAAAAAUCCUGUAUUAUUUACCUUUGAAAAAGACCAAGAAAAUGAUUGUAAAAUUAUGCUGCAGAAUAUUCUUAUUUGUGCUGAUAAUUUUGUGAGUAUUUUAGAAUUUAUUAAAGAAUUUGAAAUAAAAAUCCCAAAAAGAGACAACACACUGACUAAGCUUCAUUUAUUAUUUAAAAAUUUAUAUGUGAGCUAUAAUAUAAAAGAAGCAAGGGCAUUUAUAUAUAUAGAAGAUUUAGCUUUAUGAAGUAUGCUGGGGUCUCCUAGUUCUAUAGGUCUACAUUCAAAACUAGGCUCUUUACGUCUUUAUUUGCAAUGCCCUGUUCCUUUACGCAUACAUCAUCCAAUUUUAUCAGCCCAGUUAAACCCUAUCCAGCUUGACCGUUUUUUGCAGUCCCAAAAAUUUGUAUUAAGCUUAUCAAUGGACUCAAUUGAAUUUUUCAUGACAAUAAUCCAUAAAGAUAAACACUGCCACCCUUCAGACGACUCUGACCAAUGCCCACCAUUUCUAGAAUGCUUAAUUGGAUCAGACCAAUGCACCUCAAUCUCCAAUAAAAUUUUCAUAAGUGAAGAAGUCAGAAACUGCAUAUUAAAUGAAGAAUUAUUGGAAAUUCAUGCAAAUUUUGGAUGCGUUAUUUUCCAUUUAUGCAAAGACACGAUUAGUGUGCUAAGCAAAUUUAUUAGCCUACCAAAUGAUGAAGAGCCUAUAGAAAUGAUGAGGAAAGAUUCAGAUUUAAGCAGUGAUGAUUCGGAUACAUAUCCUGUGCAGAUAACUGGGCUAACAAUUAAUCCGAAUAGGCCUGAUGAGCUGAAAAAUAUUAAUUUACAAGACUAUUUGUCGCCUGAGUUUAGGUCAAAAGAAGAAGAAAAAGUACUGAAAAAACCUCUAACUCCCCCUCCAUAAGCGAAACCAUUGGAAAAAUCCUGCUUUUGAUCAAAAACCCCGCGUAAACAAAUGUUUUUAAUAUAAAAAUUUUUGAUAUAUAAUGAUAAUUAUUAUAAUAAAACCACUAUAACUCAUGCAGCUUAAUAGAUCUCUAUACCCCAGCAGAAUACCGAUCAGAAAAAAUAUGGUACAGGGCACCUGACUUAUACAGUAUAAGUCUAAUUAGACACCUUAAAACCAUAAACGGAGAUUUGUCAUUUUCAUUUUUCUUUUCAAAAAAAGUUGACAAGCACAAAUUAAUUUUGGAAAUUAAAAUGGGAUGGCCAAUAAUGAUCUACAAUGUUUCAGGGGCUAGCUAAUUUUUUUGAAUUUUAAACAACUUGCAUCUAAAGCAUAAAUUUUACUAAUCAAAUUAAUUUUUGCUUUCCAAUUUUUACGAAUUGAGAUUUUUUUAAAUUUGAAAAAAAAAUUUACAAUAAUUUGUGUAUAAAUUUUUAAACAAAAUUAACCUCACUCUAUAAGCGAGCAAAUUUUUGCGGUCUCUUAUGGAUGGAUGGGAGGAGUAAGGAAAUCUGUAAGAAAGUCACAGAUAAUUCAUACUCAUGUAGAAAUUCCGAAUAUAGUGAAAUCGAAUACUGUGGAGUCAGAUUUCCAUCAGCUAAAGCCUGCUCAUGGGUUUCCAACAAUACGGGCGUCUAUGUGUGUAUUUUAUUUGUGUAUAAAUGUUUAUUCAGGAAAUGAUUUUACUGGAAAGUCUCGACAUGGGUCACUGAGGAAUCCAUAUAGUUCUAUACAGGUAAAAAGUGAAAAUCUUGGGCUAACGUUUUCAAAAUUCCCAAAAAAGCUGCACUAUUCUUGAAGAUUAGCUUUAACAGCUGAAGAAUUUGAAAUUUUAGAUUUAUGCUAUUAUCAAAGAUCUAAUAUAACUGCUUUAAACAAAUAUUUAUUUUUUAAAAAAAAGUAAUAAUUUACACGCAUAAAACAAACCAAUUUCACCAUAAUGAAAUAAUAAGAAACAGCGCUGUAAAUAAACUUUUGCAAUUCGAUAGUACAAAAAUCAGAGAAAAAAACUCCCAUUUAUUUCAAUUAGAAGUUUCAGCUGUCUGACCUCGACCCACCUACUCAAGUGACAUUGAAUUUAUAAUUUCCUCCAAACUUCUUCCUCUAAAAGUCAACAUUGACCAACAUUUCGUCGAGUUUUGUCUAGAUUUAGCUAACUGAAAGCCAGAAGAGCAAGUUUCAAUGCGAAAAACCGCCACAGUUCCAGGACAAAUAAGUCCUCAGCAAUCCGAAAAUCCCAAAAAACUUUAUAUCCAAAAAAUGACAAUAGAAAAAAUUGAAAUAAACCUUGACUACAUCCCACACAGUAUUGGAGGAAGGCACCCCGGGGCAAAUAUCUUAAAUAUAUUCCAAAUAGAAGGAUUUAAUUUAAUGCUGCCUAAAAUCGAAAUAAAAGGAUCUAGAGAUUUACAGCAAGCUAUAUUAAAAGCUUGGAAAUUUUGGUUUAAACAUAUAUGCGAUAAAGAACUUGUAAAAUUAAUUUCUGGGCUAGGACCAAUGACAACAUUGACCAAUCUAGGCGCGGCACUUUAUGAUGUUAUAUCUUUGCCUUAUAAUUCAGAGUCAGCUGUAGAUGGAACCAAGCAAGCACUUGUUGGGCUUGUCAAAACUUUUUCGAUUGAAAGUAUUAAGCUUGUGGAAACGUUUAUGAGUGGAGCUUAUUCGAUUUUACAAGGGUUUGGGAAUGCGGCUGGAAUUAAAAUGCCGUCAAAGCAAGCGCUAGUUAGGCCUCUCCAAAAUAUUCAGACUGCUGUAAGAGUUAUUUAGGUUGAUAGAAAUCAAAUUGAAGCUCACCACAAUAAGUAUAGAGGAUAA